UCUCUCUGUUAGUUACUGAAGUCACUAUUUUCAUGUUGAAUUCAAUGAUUAUGUUAAUUAAAAGUUCUUUUAACGAUUCGAUUCGAUUCGACAUAAAAAGUCUUUGAUUCGCACAUCUUUAAUCAGUAUAUUGGCGGCCUCUGAUUACUAUCUAGUGAAUUAAUCAACACUGCAAUUUUACUAAUUGUUCUUUGAUAGAUCAUUUUAUUCUUUAUUAUCAACAAUUGCAUAUUUAAUGACAGCAGCUGGUCUGUUUAAAUGUUAAUGUACUAUACUAAUCAUUAUAUCCCUGCCAAUCACUAUACUUCUUCUUCUAUGUUACACAUAUACAUCAUUACAUAUAUAUUAUUAUUAUUAUUAGCAUUAUUAUUGUUAUAUUAUACCGAAAACGUACUUUUUACCUCCGGUAAAUUUCGCUCGGGUGUCGUAUUUCAUAACGGAACUCCGAUUUGAAUCUUUGUUUCUCCACAUCUGCACUAAUUAUAUCGAUCUCGAUUAGUUGUGCCUUACCGAUGUAAUGAUAUUCUAAUUUAAGCCUGUCGUGAACGUGCGCGUAGUUUAUUGUGCGCAAUGUGUAAUAAUGUAGAGACGUUUUUGUAUCGUGAAGUGUUUUAAUUGAACUUCUCGUCAUACGAGAUUUAUAUAUGGUAUUUUAAUUAUACUUCUCGUCAUACGAGAUUUACAUAUACGAGUUAUAUAUAGAGAGAAAUUAUGGCCUCGUUUUAUAUGACAUUUUUGCAAUUCUUUUAUGUUUUAUACUAGUAAAAGAAUAAGUUGUCAGUCGAGUGUACCUUGCUAGAGAACGUAAUAAAUUUUAAGUAGAUUAAUUAAGUAGAUUAUCUUCCUACAUGGAGAGAAAAUUUUAUAGAAAGAAUUAUAGAAUUUUUUAGCCAAUGAAUGGAUAGCGCAAUCUGCAUUGAUUUGGUAUUUGUCUUUUUAUUUUAUAUAUGCUAUCUAUAUUUUAGAAACCGAAAUGUGUUAUUAAAAGAUUUGCCAUGUUCCUUACUGGUUCUAUUCCCGCAAAACUGGGAACAUAACACAAUUAAAAAAAUUUAUAGGAAAAACAAAAAUUAAAAUAUUCUCUCCUUAGAUCGCCUGAAAGUCAUCCUUUUCAUGCAAACAUCAGUCCUAUCUGAGACAUCGUAGUCAUUUUACCUUUUCUUAUAACACAUAUACAUAUUUACACAAAUACAUAAACAUAUUUACUUUUAGAAUCAUUAAAAAAAUGAAUAUCUGACUGCGAAUAACAUUUACAUUUAUAUUUACAUUUAGUAAAAUUAGUCAAAGGAGUAAAAAUUCUAAGUUAUAAAUAUAGAAGUAGAAGAAGAUUCUCUCCGUAUACAAUAUAUAAAUAUAAGACAUGAUAAUUAAAGCAGAAUGUCGAUUAUAUGUUUCCCACGGAAAUUCUAUAAUACUUACGGAAUUCUAUAAUAAUUUUUAUCAGAAAAUUUCCUCCGACCAUCGUAUACAUGAAGAAUGUUGUAAUUCUUUUCUUCAUAUAAAUUCUUUUCAAUUUUAUUAUAUUUUCAGUAGUGCAGGGAUAGACUGUCAACAAAUUUUAGCAAUUAUAUCAAAUUUUUUGAUAGCACAUUUCAGUUUUUAAAAUAUAAAUAGCACAUACGAAAUAAAAGGAUGAUGAAUUCCUGCAGAUUAUUGAUCUAUUCCUUGGGAUACAAAGUUCUGUAGUAAUUUUUACUGUGAAAUUCUCUCUGUAUAUAGUAUAUCCGAAAUUACGGUGUAUGUUUACGUCAAGCAUUGAGUCAGUGAAAUUUUAGCGUAAUAGCAAAAGCGCGACGAGACGCAAUCGCGACCUUCAGCGUAGCGCGUGUCUUGUCGCUCAUCUGUCUUGAACUUGGUUGGGUCGCGAUUAUUCGGCACGUUCCUUGUGGGUUGGCGCUAAUUAUUCUUCGUUACGUCUUCAUUCCAGCACUUAGUAUCGACACGUCCGUGCAGAACGUGAUAAACAGCAUGGCUGAGGCAUGCUUCGCGAGUAUCAAGAGCCGAUUUAUCUGAUGCAAAUAUUAUGGUUCCGUGUUCCUUCAGUAGAAUAUCGGUGAAGUUGCAAAUUUGACGUUUGAUGUGCACAUGUGUGGUAUAUUUUACUGACCCGAAACAUAUGUUUAGAAACUCUCAAUCACUAUUACAUUACUAUGGCUAUUAAAUUUUUUAUUUUUUUCAAGUGCCAAGAGUCAUCUGCAUGUUAUCUACGACCAUCAUCUGCUAUUUUUUUUUUUAUUUUUUCAACAUUCAAGCAUUAAACAUUUCUUUUCAUUCAACCUUUCUUUAUAUUUUAAUUAUUAAAAUAUAAAUAGCAUAUAUGAAAUAUGAAAGGAGAGACUUACUGCAGGAGGUUGGUCUAUUCCUCGACCACAAAAUUCUAUAGCAAUUUUUAUUAUAAAAUUCUCUAAAUUCAGUAGAAAAAGCAAUCUUGCGCUGUACUGUCAGUAACCUUUCAACUGUUAUAAGAUUUUCUGCUAAACAACAUUAACAGCUCACACUUUUCCAACAUAUUUACCAAGUUCAGUGUACUAAAAAUAUAUCGCAAGAAAUGACGACUUAGUAUACUUAUUGGAGAAGCAUAAAUUUGUUGAAAAUGCAUAAACAGCUAAUAUCGCAGAAAAUGUUGCGACAGUUACAAAACUGCUGACAGCGUAGUGCAAAGCUAUUUCUUGUCUUGAACGCAGUCAAUGAUGUUUAAUAUUAACGGAUAUAACGAAAACCUUUAUUCUGAGCUUUAUUUUAUUGGUGAAAAUAUCUUUAAGAGUCGAUUUUUAAUAGUAAUUUCAACUGAGAUUUAAUUUUAAGUUCUGUCUAAAGACAUCAAACGCAUCAUUAGCAUAGAGUUUAAACUUAAAUCUAAGUUUAAACAGCUAUUGAAAAAUCAGUUUUAAGUGUAUUUAAUUUUUUAAUUGGUCUGUAAACAUUUACAAGCGCUUUUAUUGAUAAAAGUGAGUUGAGAAUAAGAGCCAAAAUACAUUGCGAGAAAAACAUGGUUGAUCUAAGAUUAUUAAUUAUACUUUUUGUUUAUUCUAAUAUGAAAACGAUAGCAGUAAUAUGCAUAUAUGAUUAUUAUCAUUAACUUAGUAGAAUUUAAUAAAAAAACAUUGUAGGUUUUUUAGCCAUAAUUUAUAAUAAUCAGUUCUCUAUGUGAUUACAGUUAGAAAUUUCAAAUAUUUUCUUUCUUAGUGCAUGUAAACAAGAAUGAAAUAGUUAUGAAUUAUAUAUUUAUAUUUGAAGCAGCGUAACCUUGUUGAUCGCCACUGUGGAUUCCGUUGAUAGCCGUUGCGGUGAAUUCGAAGAAACACCGGCACUCACAUAUCGUAUCUCACAUCUCGCUUGGGUCGCUCUUGCGACCACAAGCGCGCUAAAGAACAAGAUAUUUGUCUACAUUGUGGUGCGCGACCGAGCACCUGCGUAUUUCUUGUGCUAUGACCGUAACAUUGGCCCAGAAAGUCGCGGCGCAACUCGCUCCUUAUUGUUUGCGUCGACCGCGGGGGGAGAGGGAUAACGCGAGGAAUAAAUAACAGAACUCGCGGAAAAAUAAAGGCGCGAUCGUUCAGGUAAUGCGAACCUGCUGACAGGUUCAGUCGGGAGAGAUAUCUGUUGCUGGCAGUCAUAAUUAUCGCGUCAUUUUAUAACGCAACAUUGGCUGGCCGUGUCUAGCCACGAAAACCGGCUUCGGAAGACCGCUAUCAGGGAUAAAUAUUAACGAGUGCUGACUCUCGCUAAUAUUUACUUCCUCGCGUGUGUUAAGUAAACCAGGUUUUUGUGUCUGCGCGGACAGCCUGCGACCAUCUACGGUGCAUUUGCUGCUAAUGAGCUUGAAUCGAUCGCUCGUACGGUCCAGGCGACAUUCCGCAGGGAGGUGGUUCAAUGCUCGCGGUGGACAAACGAUGACAGGAUGUCAAGCGUGGCGGAUAAUUUUACCGAUCGUCGUAAUAUGGAAAGCGGCCGCAAACGGCGCGGACGCGAACGCCGCGUUAAUCCCAUUAAAUGACAAGAAGUCGUUGGAGUCGAACAAAUACAUCUAUUCGUGGACAGGGCCGAACGCCUUGGCCAGGUCGGCCUUGGUGGAGCGACAGGAGAGAUUGCAGUAUAAUUGCGAGCUGGAAAGCAAAGACGCCGAUAUUGGCGCGUUAACUCCAGAAUCGUUCAGGAAUAUUCUCGUGGACGACUCGCACGAAUUGCUUUACUGCUAUGUGCCAAAGGUGGCUUGUACGAAUUGGAAGCGCGUGUUGAUGAUCGCAAUGGGAAAAUGGGCCGGUAAUGAUCCUUUAGAAAUACCGGCCGACCUGGCUCAUUCACCGACUACCUUUCAGAGAUUGAGCAAUUACACACUGCCUGAAAUAGAGAAGAAAUUGGCGACGUACGAUAAACUGAUCGUCGUGCGACAUCCUUUGGAGAGGCUUUUGUCGGCCUAUCGAAACAAAUUGGAGGCCAAAAACGAAAAAAGCGCGAAAUACUUCCAAAGCCGUUUCGGCAAAAAAAUCGUCAAGAAAUACAGAUCGAAUGCGACCGAGGAAUCCUUAAAGAACGGCGACGAUGUGACGUUUCGCGAAUUCGUCAAUUUCAUCACCGACAAUUCCGAAAACGGCACCCGGAACGAGCACUGGAGGCCGAUAUACGAGCUUUGCCAACCUUGUACAGUUAAUUACAAUCUUGUGAGCAAGUAUGAGAGUCUGGUGGAGGAUGCUACAGAGGUCCUCGAGCGGAUAGGCGUCACGUCUGUGAGCUGGAAAUUGAAGGAGCAACAUAUACCCUGCGAGGUAUGAGAGGCUUUAAAUAUUUGGCUGCAGUUCAUUUUUACUCCAUCCCACCAACAGGAUUCUACCAGGUCUUCACAAGGUCGCAGUAACUUCACCAAUUCCAAUAGCGUAAUAUUAUUAUACUCCAACAGCAUCCUUAAAUUAUUUAGGUGAUUCCUACCACCGGGGACGCGCUCACUUGAAAAUGCAACCCCGUAUCUGAAAGAUUUUAUAGCGUAGCGUGUUAAAUUGAUGCAUUGAGCGUCGCAGUGAUGGGCACCGGUGAUGGGCACUAUGAUACAGAAACCGGGUCUAGAAGUUACACGGGUCAGUUGUCACAAAGUUUAUAUCUGGCGUAAUAAGUGAAAGAGUAUAUUUUUCUUUAUAGUAUAGAUAUUAUCUCAAGUAGAAAAAUUAAUCAGAGUACGCAUUAAAUCUGUAAAAGCUCUAGUUAGGUAUGCCCUAAGUUAGGCUUGCCUUCAUUGAGCCUAGAUAUGGCCAAAAAAAAGUAAAUUCGGAAUGGAAUUUUAAUAAAUAGAUCCUGAAUAAGCAUUGACGUAGAUGUCCCAAGAUAGGUCUACUUUUGUCGGGCCUAGACAUAGCCAAAAGAAGCAAAUUUGAAAUGAAAUUUUGUGAAUAGGUCUUGAGUAGUCUCUAACGUGAAUGCCUUUAAUGAGGCUUGCCUUUGUUGAGCCGAGAACUGGCGUAGAAAGAUAUAUUCGGAAUGGAAUUUUAAAUAAAUCUAAGUCAGCUUGUCUUUACAAUGCCUAGACAGAAGUAGGGAAAAACUAUGUAAGCCCUUUUUGGGUCCCGUUUCAAACGUUUUGGGUUGUUAGUUGGGUGUACAAAAUAGUUUAUGACAAAAAUAUCGCAUGUGGUAUUUGUAAGCACUUUUUUGGACGCGGUGCAAAAAUUCUUUCUUAUCUCUAUUUUUAUUGGCUCAUUGGUUUUGGAAUUUUUAAUCACAAUCUGUUCUUAGUUAUAAGAAAUGUUAUAGAUUCAUCUAAUUUUCCUGCAAUUAGUUUUUCGGUUCAACAAUUACUGUAACAUAAUUUAAAAAUAUAAUCUCUAUUAUUUCAAAUGAUUGUUCGGGUUAAGUUAAAUGGGAUUAAUUAUCACGCGUUCUGAAUCCGUCACGUAGUUAUGACGUGAUUUUACAAGAGUAUGGAGAUAUACGCAAUAAUGUAUUAUAUUGUACAUGUCAUAAGAAUAAAUCUGGGUAUAAGGUU
Odontomachus brunneus is the source of this 5974-nucleotide messenger RNA. Its product is annotated as carbohydrate sulfotransferase 11-like. Gene Ontology annotation, cellular component: extrinsic component of mitochondrial inner membrane; membrane. NCBI's taxonomy places the organism in Eukaryota, Metazoa, Arthropoda, Insecta, Hymenoptera, Formicidae. The transcript has 5 exons. The record is from RefSeq and is a predicted model, not a curated record. The coding region runs from base 3816 to 4772 and encodes 318 amino acids. Gene Ontology annotation, molecular function: sulfotransferase activity. Gene Ontology annotation, biological process: carbohydrate biosynthetic process.